This is a messenger RNA of Pygoscelis adeliae (Adelie penguin), 1634 nucleotides long. It is a transcript of the gene SLC66A1, whose product is annotated as PQ loop repeat containing 2. Bases 120 to 1040 code for a protein of 306 amino acids. NCBI's taxonomy places the organism in Eukaryota, Metazoa, Chordata, Aves, Sphenisciformes, Spheniscidae. The record is from RefSeq and is a predicted model, not a curated record. The transcript has 8 exons.
UUCCAAAGAAAAAAACAAAGCCGAUUCCCAAAGGGCCGUCGGCGAAGGCAGCGUUAUCCCGACAGUUUCGCUGCCGGACGCCGAUAAACAUCCCUUGGCCGAGCUGAGCACCGGGGGCUAUGGAUGCGCGCCGCUGGAGGGGUCUCCCGCCCGGGAAUCUCUCCGACUGUCCCAACGGCUCCCGCUGGGUGAUGGACGUGUUCAACGAAUGCGCCCAGGACGGCUGGGACAUCGCCAGCGUCGUCCUGGGUCUGGUUUCCAUCCUCUGCUUUGCGGCUGCCUCUUUUCCGCAGUUUUACCAAGCCUGCAGAACGGGCAUCAUGGACCAGGCUCUCUCCAUAUAUUUCCUGCUGGGAUGGCUGGGCGGAGACCUCCUAAACCUCAUCGGUUCCUUCCUGGCCGAUCAGUUGCCGCUGCAGGUUUACACGGCCAUUUACUACGUGCUCGCAGACCUGGUGAUGCUCUCUCUCUACUGCUACUACAAAGUGAAGAACCGGGGCGGAGGAUUUGCUGCCCUGAUCAACGCAGCCUUCGUCUUCCUUUCCCUGGGGACGGUGUCGACCGUCUCCUCCCUGGGCAGAGGUGCCGUCGUGGCGCAGGACCCGGCGACGUUUAAAGUGAGGUCUCUGCUGUCCGCUCGCAUGGAUGAGCUUGGGUCAAAGCCUUUCACCAGGAGCGAGAUCAUUGGCUUCACCAUCGGCUCCGUCUCCUCUGUGCUGUACCUGUGCUCCCGAGUCCCCCAGAUCUACACUAACUACAAGAGGAAAUCCACCACCGGGGUCUCCUAUUCCCUUUUUGCCCUGGUGAUGUUGGGGAACUUGCUCUACGGCCUCAGCGUCCUCCUGAAGAACCCCGAGCCGGGGCAAGGCGAAGGCAACUACGUCCUGCACCAUCUGCCCUGGCUGGUGGGCAGCCUGGGCGUCCUUUCCCUCGACGUGGUUAUCUCCUUCCAGUUCCUUGCUUAUCGGAGAGGAAGACCCAGUACCCGCGAAGAGAGGGAUGCUCUUCUCGGCGAGCAAGGUGACAGCUUGGAGAGCUGACGAAGGGACCUGCCCUGGAGUGAGAACAGGAUGAUGCGGACGAGAAAGCUGGCCCUAAAGCCGGGCAAACCGGCCCCUCCAUCCUGGUGGCUCUUGGGAGAAGAGGACUUGAGCCAGUGGGUGACAUGUUGUGCUGCUAAGCCGCGACGCCCAGCCGGGUGGCAGAGGAUGCUGCUGAGAGACCGCGUGCCUCGUUGAUACCGAUGAUGGUAUCGGGAUAAACAGGGAAUUAUUUGAUACCUCAAAAGGUCGCUCUUUGCUGCUCUUACGCCCCACAGCUGAGCCCGGUCACUUUUGCUUUACCUGCUGUCUUCUCAAGGGUGAUCUGGAGCUCCCUCGGUAGUGGCAAACGUGAGAAGAGUUUAAGGGGCUGCGGGGAGGGGACAGGGAUGACCGACCUGCCACGAACACGAGCGCCGCUUACCUCUGUGGGCCUCUCGUCUCCACCGCUGAGCUCUUUCUGGAAGAUGCGGCGGUGGCUGGAACCAGUUCAGGAGGAAGGGAAGGAGCAGCGUAACCAAAGUGCUUCAGUCCACGCAUACCUAUUUUAAUUAGCACGGCUCACACGUCUAUAAAACAAGCCCUUGCCCCACG